AUGCCCCAGAGUAAGUGCGUUGUGGAUGAACUCCGCUGCUGUUGUGCUCCCUUACUUCCAGGCAUUGAGGUGCUGCGUGCUAAUUGCAGCAAUUGCAAGGGUUUCUUUGUGGUGGAGUUCACUAGGCUCUGGUUCAGCAGAGAAUGUGCCGCGUUGCUGUUCAGGAUGACGAUUUCCUGCAUGAUGUCCAGUAAUCUGAGUGGAACCUUGAGGAUACUUAGCAUUUCUGGUGACUCUCUGAACGUUCAGCUUCCAGCUUGUGCAACGCAAUCCAAGGUUUCAAAUGUUCGAAGGAGAACGCAUCAUGAAUUGCCUCAGGUUCUACGGAUUUUUCGUCGCAACUCAUGUGGGGCUAGACUUGUCAAGAUAGUAUCACAAGCUACUCAGGAAAGUGGUGAUGGAAGCGAAGCAGAGGAUUUCUCCUGGGACAAAUUGCCAUUUCCUUCGGACGAUACACUGCAUCGCAUGGGUAUAAAUGUCAACAUUGGAAGUGAUCCCUCUAGUGAUUUUGGAGAUUAUGAACAAGUUCAUGAUAAGACUUCGGGAUAUCAAUCCGGUCUCGAAAUUGAAGAAGGUUAUGUGUCCAUCUUCGUUCGCAUGUUGAGUCUUAACAAUCCUGUGGAGGACAGGGAAGCUGGUGUAUUGGCUCUUUGGCGUCAUUCUGCGGCCGGAGCUGACAAGGUGAAAGAGAUUGUCAUGUUCCCGGGCUGUUUGAAUCUUGUUGUUGCCCUUCUACCUUCUGAAAGAGAAGCAACAGCGGAAGCAGCUGCUGGCCUGCUCCGCAACAUCUCUGCAAUAGAGGAAUACAGGUCUUUAGUCGCAGAGGCUGGGACAUUGGAAGAGAUAGCAGGCUUGCUUACCCGCCAUAAAAGAUCACCCGAGGUGCGAAAACAAGCCUUAUCUGUACUUUGGAAUGUUUCGCUCAAUGAAAGAGAAAGGAACAAGCUUGCUGACCUUGAGCUUCUGCCAGCACUAUUAGCCAUAGUGGACUCGGAGGAAGAGAAAGAGACAGAAGGGGAAGACACCGUUAGCUUGCAAACAGGGGACUUCCAUCAAGAGUCGGAGAAGGAAGCAGCUAUAGGUGUACUAGCAACCCUCUCAUACAGCCCCUGCAACCACGAAAUGCUCAUAAGGGCUGGUGUAAUUCCGAGGCUGGCCAGGAUACUCUUGGAGGAGACGUCUAGCUCUAAAGUUACUCGACAAGAAGCUCGAAAGUGCCUUCUCCAACUCGCGAAAGAUCCCAUCCAGAAGUCGGCAAUUAUAGAAACUGGAUUGGUGCCAGUGCCCCUUAUAGGUGCUAGUGCUUUUCGAACCUUCAAGCCUGUCAUGGAAGAUACCUUUGCCAUUCCUGAAGACAUCCAAUUCACUGAAAACCCAAGUUUGACAACCGUGUUUGGGGCUGAUAAGCUCCUGCGGGGUCUGAAGAUUGGACCAGCUGAUAUCGACAAGAUAACGAUGUUAUUGAAUGAAGGCAAGGUGAGACAACAGUUCCUUGCUCGUAUUGGAGUCAUUGAAAAGAAAAACGAUGGCCAAGCGGAGGAUCUGUCUCCUGAUUCCAACGAAAACAAAUAUACAUUCAUGCCAUGGUGGGAUGGUAUCGCAAGGUUGGUGCUGAUAUUGGGCCUACAAAAUCCGGAUGUUGCGAAGGAAGCAGCUGAGUCUGUUGCUGAAAUUGCUAUUACCGAAGCUUACCGACAGGCUUUUCAUAAAGCGGGUGCUGUUCCUCAUUUAGUAAAGUGGCUGGGAUCUGGAGAUGUAGCAGCUACAGAGGCGGCAGCGCUAGCACUUGACAAGUUGGGGAAGAGUCAGAAAGUGAGGCGAGCAAUCGAGGCCCAUGGGGCUGUGCCUGACUUGAUUGAGAUUCUCAGAGCCUCCGAUGCGCCGCCGUCGACCAAGGAAAGGGUGGUGAGCACUUUACUAAGAUUCUCUCAGGAAGGAGGAGGGAGUGACGCCAUGAUUCAAGAUGGAGCCAUUCCAGGUCUGAUGGACAUUGUGAGUUCUGAAGGUUUUAGUGCAGAAGCAAAAGAAGAAGCGGAAGGGAUAUUACAAGAACUUUCCUUUCGCAAACCCGACUCAAGAGACAAGAUUGUGGCUGCAGGGGGUCUUCCACCGUUGAUUGCGAUGCUCGCCACAGGAUCACCACUACAGGCAGAAAAAGCAGCGAGUGUGCUCGAGAACUUGGCUAAAGAGCGGGAAAACGCAGAAGCUGUGGUAAAAGUUGGUGUCGAAGCUGCGCUUCUUUCUCGACUCAACGUGAAAGUCCAAGAAGGUGAUGUGUCCAAUGCCGACUCAUGGAUGGUGAUAAUUGCUGCAUCAAAACUCCUGGAAGGACUAGUCAAACAUGAUACUGUAGUAGACAAAAUAGACAUUGACCAAGUUGCAGCUGUACUGUUAAAUAUCCUCCAAGCUUCAACUAGUCCUUCAUACGUGAAGAACUGGGUCAGUCCAUGUCUCCGGCGAUUACAAUCUCGAGUCACAGACAAAGGGAGCCUUCCGAUCGGUUUAGAAAUUACAAUACACGGUCGUAUCCCUGAGCUACUGGAAGAAAUUGGAGAGACGUCUGAGUUGGAUGUGCAAGAGAAAGCCGUGUUGGAGAUGCAAGAUCUGGUCUCAGAAGGAGUGGGUGCAUACUCGGCAGCUAUUGCCUCUGGUGGAGGUAUUUUUCCUCUUGUAUCUUUACUUGAAAAUGGGACGGAUAUGGCUAGAUCAGCUGCUCUGGCUGUUCUCUACAACCUCGGCAUGGACGAAGAGAACCAUGCAGCAAUGCUGGCUGCUGAGGCUGUGCCGGCUUUGCAAAGGUUGAUCAAACGAGAGGUUCCAGAUUGGAAGCUUGCUCUCUACUUGUUAAGAACUCUUCCGACUUGAUUGGAACAGAUACACUUGCCCUAUAGUUUUGCAGCUCGUCUUAGUGAUGGAAGAGCCUCGUGUGGAUCUGAGUUCUCAAUAUUAUAUUCGGAUGCGUUGUCAGCAGCUAACGUCCUACGUCUUAGAUCUUCGGCAUACGUUAUUUUUGCCAAUGCAUAUGGAUUGUGAACAGCUUUCAUUAAUACCAAGAGUUUGUAAGGUAAUCAUACGGUCAAAGGGAUAUAUUAGUUGAACUGAA
Physcomitrium patens is the source of this 3103-nucleotide messenger RNA. RefSeq lists its product as uncharacterized. The record is from RefSeq and is a predicted model, not a curated record. Gene Ontology annotation, molecular function: protein binding. Lineage: Eukaryota; Viridiplantae; Streptophyta; Bryopsida; Funariales; Funariaceae.